Molecule: messenger RNA, 11589 nt
Organism: Phlebotomus papatasi
Lineage: Eukaryota; Metazoa; Arthropoda; Insecta; Diptera; Psychodidae
Gene: faf
Product: probable ubiquitin carboxyl-terminal hydrolase FAF
Exons: 14
Coding region: 510-8618 (2702 amino acids)
Biological process (GO): cell migration; protein deubiquitination
Cellular component (GO): nucleus; cytosol
Molecular function (GO): cysteine-type deubiquitinase activity; cysteine-type endopeptidase activity
Source: RefSeq, a predicted model, not a curated record
CAUAGUCCCAACUUCUUGAUAAUUUUCCACUGUCGUGGUCGCCAUUUUGUCUGGCCGGCUGAGAAAAGUUGGAAAAUUUUCCUCUAUUUUGCCAAAUAUGCUGCCAUUCCCAUUGUUCGUGACGUGAAUUUACUGUGCAUUUGAUGCCUCAAGGGGCUACUGUGGUAUGGGUGGUGUUUUCACGGAGACCCAAGUGAGAUUCUGUGCGUGAAAAAAAGCAAUUUUUAAGGUCGAUGUUUUGGUAUAAUGUGAAGGUGGAGUUCCAAUUAAAGGCAAGAGACGAUACACGUAGAGAAUAGUUUUUGGGAAGAAAGGCCGUAGAGGAGAGGUGUGUGCUGUGGAAGAAGUGAUUUUUUUUUUUGGGGGAAGAAGGCAAGGAACAAAAGAGGGAGAGAGAGAGAGAUAAGUGACAGGAAACUUGCGAUAGUGGCAACGGGAAGAGAGUGUUUGGAAGAAGACAGAGACAGUCAGUGGAAAAUUGGUGAAGGGGGGCACAUAAAGGCACAGAAAUGACGUAUGAUACCCGAGGAAGGACAUCGUCGGAUCAGCAACAAUCGCAUCCACCGCAAGUAGAUGGUGGCAGUAAUAGCAGCAAUCAGGGUGGAUCGACGACAGGUCAGAGUGGCUCAGAGCAACAGCCACCGGCUACACAGCAACAGACAGUGAGUGCCACAAGCAGUGAGACAGAAACUCUGACGCCUGAGGAAUUGAUUGCGUCAUUUCCACUGGCUAAGCUCAAUUCGCUCACUACGAAGAUUUCAAGUGCGAGAUGGGUGGUGCCAGUGUUGCCGGAGCAGGAAUUGGAGUGUCUCCUGAAUUCUGCCAUUGCACUUACAAGUGCUGGAGUUGAUCAUGAUUGUGAGCCAUGCAUGAGAUUCUAUCGCGAUGGCCUCACGACAUCCUUCAUGAAGAUCCUCACGGAUGAAGCGGUGAAUUCGUGGAAGUACAACAUCCACUAUUGCAUUCUCAUGUCAUGUGGGAAACUCCUGCAGCUCACUGCACUUCAUAUGAAGCGUGACAAUCCGUAUUUGUUGGACUUACUGGCUGUGGUAUUGGAUCCGGACAACAAAUUUCACACAUUCAAUGCAUCUCGACAGCCGGAGAUUUAUUUGCCCGGUACCAAUGGGGUUGGUCUACAGUCUCCCAUUUGGGGCAAUAUGGAGGACAUUUAUGCUGUGUCUCCGGCAGAACCGAGGCAUCCAAAGGGGUGGCUCGUUGAUUUACUCAAUAGAUUUGGCCAAUUGGGUGGUUUUGACAACUUACUAGAGAGAUUUAACACAGGCAUUGCAUUGCUUAAGAAGCCAGUCUCAUCAGAGGAUAUGCAAUCAUCAUCGGCAGGUACUACGUCAUCACUGAGCCUGAGUGAUGAUUCGACAAAAAUGAAGACGUCCACUGUGUCAUCAAGUGGAACAAAUAGUACAAGCACUAGUCUUGUUCUUGAGGAUAACAAUAAAAUUACCCUGCCGCUAAUACAUGCCCUUGUCCGACCAUUUGGACAAUGCUACGAACUCCUGACUAUUCCCACAAUUGAGAAGUACUUCAUGCCAAUUUGGGGUGUUGUACUUGAACUAUUGGAUGGAUUGACGGAUGAGGAAUUGAAGAAGGAGGCAAAACCAGAGGGUCGUAGCGAUUCGAUCAAUGGAAUUGUCCGGGCAGCACGAUGCCUAGCCAGUCGUUUGCCCAAUCAAGAGAAUUUGAUUAAGGAACUCGAGAUGUUUCGUCUAAAAAUGAUUCUCAGGCUGCUCCAAGUGUCGAGUUUCAAUGGCAAAAUGAAUGCCUUGAAUGAGAUCAAUAAAGUACUCAGUACAGUGGCGUACUAUCCGCACAGAAACCAGGGACCGCAUCUACAACAAGAUGACGAAAUGGAUUGGUUGACAGCGGAAAAAAUGGCUAAAUGGAUCAAAGAUACAGAUGUUUUGGGCAUUGUGCUGAAAGAUUCACUUCAUCAGCCACAAUAUGUGGAGAAAUUGGAGAAGAUUCUUCGGUUUCUCAUUAAGGAGAAGUCCCUGACAUUGGAAGAUCUCAAUGCCAUGUGGCGUGCACAGGCGGGAAAACAUGAGGCUAUUGUGAAAAAUCUCCAUGAUUUAUUGGCAAAAUUGGCAUGGGAUUUCAAUGCUGAACAAUUGGACUAUCUCUUUGAUUGUUUUCAGGCAAGUAUGACAACGGCUAAUAAGAAACAACGUGAACGUCUGUUGGAACUAAUACGUCGUUUGGCUGAAGACGAUAAAAAUGGUUUGAUGGCAAAUAAAGUGUUGAAAUUAUUCUGGACACUGGCUCAUAGUGCCGAAGUGCCACCGGAAGUGUUGGAUCAGGCAUUGGCGUCUCAUGUGAAAAUACUGGAUUACAGUUGUUCACAGGAGAGGGAUGCACAGAAGCAGAUGUGGCUGACAAAGUGUGUAGAAGAGUUAAAAUCAUCGGAAAAUUGGGCAUUGCCGGCAUUACGAUUGAUCCGUGAGAUUUGCUGCCUCUAUGAGGCCACAGCCAAUCAUCAGCCUCGUCAGCAGCAGUGCCUGAAUAGGCAGCAUGUGAUUGAGAGACUUCAGAAUGAGCAUACAUUGGUGAUUUUGGUGACACAUAGUUUGACAACGUAUAUGGAUCGUGUGAGGACAUUGGUGAAGGAAAAUGCUGAUUUGGAACCAAAUACACUUAUACUCGAUGGACGGUAUCCGCAUCCUCAGCAAUUGCAGGAGAGAUUGGAUUUUCUCAAAUUUCUCCUGAAAGAUGGACAAUUGUGGCUGUGUGCUGAUCAAGCUGAACAAAUAUGGAAUUGUUUGGCUGUCAAUGCGGCAUUUCCGAGUGAUCGUGAAGAGUGUUUUCGGUGGUUUGGUAAAUUGAUGGGUGAUGAACCAGAUCUCGAUCCGGGUAUUAAUAAAGAUUUCUUCGAGAAGAACCUCCUGCAGCUCGAUCCGCAAUUACUCACGGAAAGUGGUAUAAAGUGUUUUGAGCGUUUUUUCAAGGCGGUCAAUUCCAAAGAAUUGAAAUUACAAGCAAAAUUUCGUGGAUAUGUGUUGGAUGAUGAAGAUCUCAUUGGUAAAGACUAUCUGUGGCGUGUGAUAACGACAGGUGGUGAGGAGAUUGCUUGUAAAGCAAUUGAAUUGCUAAAGGAGGUGUCUACGGCUCUGGGACCACGGUUGCAGGCCAAUGUUGGUAUUUUCCAUGAAAAUUUCAUUGAUGAGUGCUGUGAUCGUUUGCGAUCUCAUUAUGACAAUGUAUUGCAAGUGAAUAAGAUCAUUGAGGAUGUGGUGAAACAGAAUGAAGACUGCAAUGAUAUUAAAGCAAUGAGAAUUGCUGAGGCUGAUAAAAUGUGUAGGGUAUUGCGUGUACUGCAGGAGUACAUUAAAGAGUGCGAUAGGACAUUCAAUGGUGAUCGAUACUAUUUGCCACUGAGUCGAGCAUGUCGUGGUAAAUACUUGAAUCUGUACAUUAGAUUCCAAAAUCCUGGUCGUCAAAUUGAUGAUAUGGAAAUAAUAACGCAUAGUAAUGAAACAGUUGCGGCAUUUAAGAGGAAUCUACUGAAACGGAUUAAAGGGACAACAUUGACGAGCAUUAAAGUUGAUCUCUACUACAGUAGUGGAGAAUUGAUUGAAGUAGCUGAUGAUCGGAGUCCAUUGUCGCAUUUUAUGUUGGUGGAAAAGACAAUGUUGACGGCUAAAUUGACACCAAUGGGUGUUGGUAUGGCUAGUUCACCGGAUAGUUCGAGUGAUAGUAGCACAGGAUCACCACCACGUCCAUGUCCUGAUAUGACACGCCUAGAAUCAGAGGCAUCUCUACCGGGUGUCAUAAUAUCUCAAAAGCCACAAUAUGUGGAAUUCUUUCUGAAACUCUAUCAACUUGGCAGUGAUAUGGAACACAGUACCCUACGCGAAUGUAGUCUACUACUUCAUCUACUGCCACUUGAUCGAUUUACCAUGCAACAACUUGAAACUAUGUGCGCAAUACGUAUUGAUGCUGUAGUUAUUAGUAGCAGUGGUGAUCAACAACGGAUCAAUAGUGAUUUGUCAAUGCUGGAGGAACAACCAACACUCGAAUCAAUGUUUCUCCAUGCAACACCUGCCCAAGUGCUUUACAAUCUCGAAGUUCUCCAUGCUAUGCUUAUUCCGGCCCUUGAACCACUCAGUGAUGGUAAUUUACUGCGUCUACAGUCAAUAUGGUUGUAUUCGGGUGUAGCACAUUUUAUAUUGGAACUCCUGACAAAGAAUAAUUUUCUCCCAAAUGCCGAUAUGAAUACGAAACGGGCGGCAUUUCAGUGUGUUUUGCGACUGGCGAAGCUCUUUCUCUAUAUUGUUGGCUGUGUUCUUAGUAGAGUUGGUGAUGAACCUGUGACGGCGGCACAUGUUGAUGGGGCAAGGAGUCAAGUGGAAAUACUAAAACAACUUCUAACAACAAUUUCGGGUAAUAGUGAACAGACACUCAAGACGAUAGCAUCAAAAUUGGCACAGAGUUUGGCCGAAGAGAUGCUAUCGGCUGGACAUCAGGGUGAAAUAUGUCGACGACUAUUUGGUUCGGCACUUCAGUGGUCACUGCCAGAUAUGGCAACAAUUAAGGCAAUUGUACAACUAGCAUGGGCAGCAUCAUGUGGAUGUCUCAAUAAACUCAAUGUAUCAUCGUCAUUUACACCAGAAAGUACAAUGCCUGAAUCAAUGGACUUUACUGUAUGCAAGGAGGCCCUAGAUGUUCUAACAAUAUCAUUAGUCCUCAAUCCAAAUGCCACAGAAGCUCUCAAUCAUGAUAUGGCAUGGCCAAAAUUUAUCACAAGUCUCGUACUGAUGAAUCCAUCGAGGCAUGUGAGAAAAGUGGCAUCGGACAAACUCUUUCUUAUAUGCACAUACUGUGCUGCUGAUCGACGACCAUUCACGUACAUGGUGAUCCUCCUUGUUGGUUCAAUACAUUCAGUUGUACCACAAUAUGCUGCCACAUGUGCUGAAUUCUUUCAACUUCUCUGUCGUAUUCUCAACUAUGGUUGUCUCUACAAUUGGCCACUACCAGUAAGUGAUGUCCUGUUCUCCCAAGAGAUCACCUGGCUACGUACAAUACGGAGUACAGUAAAACAAACAGGAGAGACACAAGUGCAUGAAGAUCUCCUCGAGGGACAUUUGAAUUUGGCCAAAGAACUCAUGUUUUACCUCUCACCCGAAUCAAAAGGACGCCUAAAUUCACUAAUUCAAGAAUUAGUAGAUGACUUUCUCUUCCCAGCAUCGCGACAGUAUCUGGCUAUGAGGCGCAAUGAGACAAUUCCCGAAUACAAUGGUCCACCGCCAGUUUGUCGUAGUUCACACACAAUUGCAGCUGCCUGUGACCUUCUUGUGGCACUAUGUCAAAAUUCUGUGCCGAAUAUGAAAUUACUUGUAAAUACCCUUAUGGAUAUGUUUUGUUCGGACACUGAGCCAUUGCGUGAGUGGGAAUACUUACCGCCAGUUGGUCCGAGGUCCAAUAAGGGUUUCUGUGGCCUCAAGAAUGCUGGAGCAACGUGCUACAUGAAUUCUGUUCUGCAGCAACUUUACAUGGUGCCAUCAAUUCGAUUGGGUAUUCUGUCGGCUGCUGGAGCAUGUACGGAUCCCAAUGAGGAUUUCAGUGGGGAAACCGAUACGGCCGAUUUGGUGUCAGAGGAUGAGAAUAACCGACGAAACUAUCAUGUUGGUAUUCUGAAACAUGUCCAGGCCAUUUUUGCCCACCUGGGGCACAGUGCUCUACAAUUCUAUGUUCCACGUGGUCUAUGGAGCCAUUUCAAAUUGCAAGGUGAACCAGUAAAUUUGCGAGAACAACAAGAUGCUGUUGAAUUUUUCAUGUCACUCUUUGAGAGUCUCGAUGAAGGUCUAAAGGCACUUGGGCAUCCGCAACUGAUGGGUGCCACCCUAGGGGGAUGCUUUAGUGAUCAGAAAAUAUGCCAAGAAUGUCCUCAUCGUUAUUCAAAGGAGGAACCUUUCAGUGUCUUCAGUGUUGAUAUAAGAAAUCACAGUUCUCUCACUGAUUCACUCGAACAGUAUGUGAAGGGAGAAUUGCUCGAGGGUGCCGAUGCUUAUCAUUGUGAUAAAUGUGAUAAAAAGGUGGUUACAGUUAAAAGGCUUUGUGUUAGAAAACUGCCUCCAGUGUUGGCUAUUCAACUAAAGAGAUUUGAGUACGAUUACGAACGUGUUUGUGCGAUUAAAUUCAAUGAUUAUUUUGAAUUUUCGCGAAUACUCGAUAUGGAGCCUUAUACAGUGUCUGGAUUAGCAAAAAUUGAUGGAGAAGUGAUUGAGGUGGAUGAUCCGACUGAAGAUCAACCAGCAACGACAAAGUAUCAAUUGACGGGAAUUGUUGUGCACAGUGGACAAGCAAGUGGGGGUCACUAUUUCAGCUAUAUCUUGCAUCGUGAUCCAAUAACGGGCAAGGAAAAGUGGUAUAAAUUUGAUGAUGGUGAAGUGAGUGAGUGCAAGAUGCAUGAAGAUGAAGAAAUGAAGACUCAGUGCUUUGGUGGUGAUUACAUGGGUGAAGUGUAUGAUAAUAAUCUCAAGAGGAUGCAGUAUCGACGACAGAAGAGAUGGUGGAAUGCAUAUAUGCUCUUCUAUACACGAUGUGAUCAGACACCAAUUCAGCAAAAGCCCAGCAUUGAGCAGCUUUCACUGGCAGACAGUCGAAACUGUGUCCUACCAAUGCCGGAACCCAUUGAGAAAAGUGUCAGAUCACAAAAUAUUAGAUUCCUGCACUCCCGAAGUUUCUUCUCACCUGAGUUCUUCAAUUUCAUCCUCAAGCUUGUGAAUUGUAGUGUGCCAUCGCCGAGAUCAGAAAAAAUCACGCAACAUGCGGAAGAACUCUUGCUGCUUGGUGUUCAAUUAGCAUCUCAAUUUCUAUUUCAUUCUGGUUUUCGCACGAAAAAGACACUACGCGGUGCUGCUAUUGAUUGGUAUGAAGAAUUAAAAAUACCCGUGUCCAUAUGGUAUGAUUCCCUGUGUCAACAUGUACGUCAUUCAGCUGUUGUGAGAAGUUGGUUUGCCCAGAAUGCACUUCUGAAUCCACCAACACGUCUGGCUGAGUACAUUUUGAUUGCACCAUCACCUGAAGUGAGGGCAGUUUUUGUCAAAUUGGUCGUUUUCUUCUGCCAUUUUGCCAUCAAUGAUGAUCCUAUUGCGAAUUUUGAGGGAUCGAAUUUGUGUGAGCAAGUGUUGAUAAGUGUAUUGUCCCUGUUGAAGGGCGAAGUGGCUGAACAUGGAAAACAUUUACCUCACUACUUCAGCCUCUUCUGUAUGUAUGCCGGAUUGGGACUUCAAGAGAAGCACCAAUUGCUGAAGCUGAAUGUACCGGCUAUAUUCAUGCAAGUGGCCCUCGAUGAUGGUCCAGGUCCACCAAUAAAAUACCAAUAUCCAGAAUGGAGCAAACUGCACCAGGUGGUGUCACAUUUGGUGCGAUGCAGUGAUGUAUCUAGUCGAUGUACGAGUUCAAAGAGUGAAAGUGGUGUUCGUCCACUACCAAAUCCCUACCUUGAACCCAAUAUACUAUCGGAGAAUCUAGCUCCAUUGUCUCCAGAGGCUUGUGAGUAUUUGUUCGGUAGGACGACGUAUGUGAAGAAAGUGAUUGAAGACACCAAUGUUGGGGAUGAGGGACUGAAAUUGCUGCAAUACUGCAGCUGGGAGAAUCCACAUUUCUCUCGAACUGUUCUCACAGAAUUAAUGUGGCAGUGUGGUUUUGCCUAUUGGCAUGAUAUGCGUCAUCAUACUGAUUUACUCCUGAAUAUCCUUCUGAUGGAGGAUUCAUGGCAGCAUCAUCGAAUACACAAUGCUCUUCUGGGUGUUUCGGAGGAGCGUGAGGGUCUCCUUGAUACGAUAAUGCGAUCGAAGAUUCACUACCAAAAGAGAGCCUAUCAGAUUAUAAAGUGUCUUGUACAACUCUUCCGACGAAGUCCCGUGGCGCACAGUAUGUUAAGUAACAAUGCUAAAUUGACAAGACAGUGGACGGAUGCUGUGGAAUGGUUGCAGGAUGAACUAGAAAGGACACGCAGUGUUGGUGGCCAGUACAAUUAUAGCUCGUGGUCACCGCCAGCACAGAGCAAUGACAGCACCAAUGGGUACAUGCUAGAACGAUCACAGUCUGCGAAGAAUGUUCUUCAGGCGGCUGUUGAACUCUUCCCAGAGGAGGUGAGUGAGGAACCGGAUGAACCAAUAAUUCAGGUGGAUACAGAUGUUGGGCAAAUUGAUGAGACAGGAAGUGCAACAACUGUUGUGGCCGGACCUGAAUUUGUUGAUCCACUGAGGAAGGACGAUGAGGUGACUGCCGCACCAGGAACUGUUUUGACAACAGUGACUGCCACCACUGGGCAUUCGACUGCAGUUACUACGACACCAGCUGUGGUGGUCAAGAAUGACAGUGUUAAGGCAGAAUCUAAUGAAGGUGAAAUGACCUUCAUGAUGAUUCUAAAUAAGACCAUGACUCAGAUGCGUGUGUCGUCGAAUCAGUCUCCGAGUGGUGUUGAGAGUGAUGGGGAGUCAUCAACGACGAGAACUGUAAAUCAGCGAUCUGGUCAUACUGUACAAAUGGAAGGAAAUGCAUUGACCUCAAGUGGUGAGGGUAGUAGUUCAACCACCACCACAAUCACUACAACAACCCCAGCUGUUAAUUCGACAAAGCAAAAAUUUGAGCAGACAUAAGGAUUUUGAGGUAGGAUGAAAUUGUUAAAGGAUGAAACACAAUGGAUAGGAAAAAAAAGAAAGAAAAGAAAGAAAACCGAGCCCCCCUUUACACGAAAAUUUCUCUUUUUCUCUAACACCGAAUCAGCGAUAAAUGAAGUUAUAGGAGGAGUAACAAAAAAGUUACAGAAGAUUCAAAAGAACUACAGUUCUUCAAAUGGACUUUUUUUCGUAUUAUGAGAAUUACUAUUCAUGUUUUUUUUUGUGCAUAGACUCUUCUUUGUCUUGUCAUCUUAACACCUAAGAAGUAAAUAAUAAUUUUUGCAAGUUAUUUGCAUUUCUGCUUAUUUUUUUUCAAUUUUGAUAGCGACAACCGUGCACAGGUGAUGAUCAAAUGGGGAUUUAUUAAUUAAUAUUAAUACCGUUAAAAUCUAAUUUAUUUUGAGAAAAUGAAGGUGAAAUAUUUUGAGAGGUGUUUUUACUUUUUUUUCUGUUUAUUACAUGUGUUAAGUAGGAAAGAAAUACAAUAUUAUAAACAAAAAGCAAAUAGUGGCAUUUCUCACAACUAUAAAUGAUAAAAUAGAGCAAGUUAAAAUGAAAAGAAACAGAAACAAGUUGCAAAGGAGUGUGUUGUAUAUAAUAGAUUUUUUUUCAUUAACUUUUUCCUAAGAUAAUUCUUAAACCAUUCAUGCCAAGAUUUUUGUUGCAUUCAAUUUUAAGAAAAUCAUAAUCUGUCUUCUGUUUUAUUUUCGAGUUAAUAUAACUGCAAAGAAGGGAUUAAGGAAGAAUAAUUCGUUAGGCUUUUCUCCAAAAAUUCCAUGAGGAAUGUAACUGAUGACUGAAAAUUGAGGGGAGAGGUGAGUAGGUGAAAAAGAACACUAUAUGUUCGAUAUUUAUUAAUUUUUCCUUCUUUGUUAUCGGUUAAAAAAAAUCUUAAUUUUUUUUUUGUUUGGGGAGAAUAUGACGAUCUUAUAAAUAUUUCUUGUGCAGCACUAAAAUGUCAUUUGCUGUGCAAAAUUUCAUUUAAUUAAAUGAUCAAUAAAUUUAAUAGAAAAAAAAAUCGGAGAGAUGAAAACGAUGAACAACAGCGCGUUCUAGCUUGUGUUGUUUUUCAGUCUAAAUAAUUAAUAUUAGAGCAAAUAGUUUUUUUUCUGUGAGGUUUAAAAAAAAAGAGCUGAGUUCGUAAAUAAAAUAAAAUUAAAAAUAAUAAAAAGAAUACAAGAUUGAAAUAGGACAAAGAUAAUGAAUAUUUGAUGGAAUUUUUUAUGUAACAUUUACGAUUAAUUUAAUAAAUUAACAUAAUUGAAAGCCAAAAAAAAACAAUAGUUCUGUACAUAUAUUUUAUAGAAGAGAAAUGAAGAAGUAAAAGAUGAUAAACCUAAAGAAAACAAAAUGAUUAAAUAAUAAAUGAAAUCGAAGGGCAUAAAUUACUCACUUAAGCUCGGAUGAAUGCGUUAUUAAGAAGAAAAAAAAAAGAAGAAACUAAGACGAUGUGGAUGGGAGCGAUGUUUUAUUAUUUUCUAUUAGAAAUUUAUUAUUGACCUCGAUGGAGAGGUCAAUAAGAGAGAGAAAAGUGAAAUGCGUUAAAAAUUAAACAAAUAUAUUGAAUGUGAUUUUAAGUUUUUUUCGCGCAUUUAAAUCUUUUUUUUUUUAUAUAAGAUAAAGUUUAUAUACAAAAAAAAUACAUAUACUGACACAAUAUAUGUAUCAUUUAAUCAAAAGAAAACGAAAAUAUGAAAUUAAAAAAUAAAUAAAUAAAUAAAAGAAGAAAAGGUACACAAACUCAUUUUUAUAUAAAUAAAUUAAUUAAAAUGCUAUAUAAAGUACUAUGGAAGGAGAAAAAGUGAAGUAUUUUUUAAAAAUGAAACUGGUUUAUAGACAACAAAAAAAAUGAUGUUUUUAAAUUAAUUGAGAGAAAUGAAAAGAUAAAAACUAUUUUUUGGUAUUAUUGGCAAGAAUUGAUAAAAGUGUCGACAUACGUUGAAGAUCGGUUCAGGAGUGGGUCGAAAAAUAAAUACGAAAUAUCUUAUAUUGUUUUACAUGAACUAAAUAUAUACCAAGAAAUAAAAUGAUAAAAUGAAAAACAAAGUGAAAAAAAGGAUCUAUGAUGAAAAAUCUAUUGCAAUUUGUAAGAUUUCAUUAUGAUACUAGAAAAAUAAAUUAUGUAGAAAGAAAAAAAAAUGAAAACUUAAUAUUGUGACACUUUAAAAGAAAAAAAGCGAGAGAGAGAGAAGAAAGAAAGAUUACAUUAACGAGAUGAGAAUGAGAGGAACAUUUUUGCUAUUCGCACUACCAAACUUAUAUAUACAAUUAUUAAUUACUAUAUUUAAAGAAGAAGAAAGAAAGAAUGAUAUAAAUAACCAACUCUUUAAAUAAAAAAAAAAAAUAACAAAAAGCAAGAAAACUAUUGAAAAAAGCAUAAUAUUAUUUUACUAAUGAAAGAGAUGAUGGAUGAAAGGAAACAGAAGAAAAAAAACAACAUUACCUAAAAAAAAAAGAAGUAAUUGACUAAAAAAGUGCUUAAGAAUUUUUUACAUAAUAAUAGAAAUGAAAAAGGAGAAAAAUGAAUUAAAGAUGAUAGUGAAGAUGAAACCAAUUAUAACUGUACAUAAAUGUGCAUAAAAUAUUUACUUAUGUAACAAUUAUUAUUUAUAAUCUUUGAUGAUAGAACUGUAAUCGAUAUUUCUUCGAAGAAAAUAACUAACUGCUAAAUAAUUCAUUAUUUUAUUGAUGAAUUUCCAAUUUUUUCCUCCUUUUUUUUUAAAUGUAAUUACUGAGGAUGUACUCUUAUGUAUGAGAACAUUUGAAUGCAUUAGUAAUUCCAACACGAUCACAAUAAAUUAAUAAAAAAAAUGAAUGGUUAAAAAAAGGAUGAGAAAAACUUGAUGGAGAACACGAUGAAAAAAAAUGAAUAUGAAUAAACAUUAUGUAUUAGAAGAAAAGAACAUUGCAGUGAUUUUAAAAUUAAAUAAAAUACCAUAAAUUUACUAAA